This is a messenger RNA of Eremothecium gossypii ATCC 10895, 2919 nucleotides long. RefSeq names its product serine/threonine protein kinase ATG1 (gene ATG1). The coding region runs from base 1 to 2919 and encodes 972 amino acids. Gene Ontology annotation, biological process: autophagosome organization; protein autophosphorylation; autophagy. The transcript has a single exon. Lineage: Eukaryota; Fungi; Ascomycota; Saccharomycetes; Saccharomycetales; Saccharomycetaceae. Gene Ontology annotation, molecular function: ATP binding; protein serine/threonine kinase activity. Gene Ontology annotation, cellular component: cytoplasm; autophagosome. The record is from RefSeq and is marked provisional.
AUGAACAACGUUAAAUCAGGUGGACGUCCAGUGGCAAUAGUUGCAGAGCGGUAUGUGGUUGAGAAGGAAAUCGGCCGCGGCUCGUUCGCAGUGGUCUACAAGGGACAUCUAGCCGACAGCUCGGCAGGGAAUGUGGCGAUCAAGGCGGUGUCGCGAUCAAAACUCCGAAACAAGAAGCUGUUGGAGAACCUGGAGAUCGAAAUCGCCAUUCUAAAAAAGAUCAAGCACCCGCAUAUCGUGGGUUUACUUGAAUGCGAGCGCACGGGCACGGACUUUUAUCUAAUGAUGGAAUACUGUGCGCUGGGUGACCUCACGUUCUUUAUUAAGAAGCGCCGUAGCCUGAUGGACAAGCACCCUUUGGUUCGGACUUUAUUUGAAAAAUACCCACCACCUAGCGAGCACCACAAUGGCUUAAAUCGGGUGUUAGUGGUGAACUAUCUACAGCAGUUAUCGUCUGCGUUGAAGUUUUUGCGGUCCAAGAACUUGGUGCAUAGAGAUAUCAAGCCCCAAAACCUUUUGCUGUCGACCCCACUUGUGGAUUACAAUGACCCCGCCGAAUUUCACGCUCGGGGGUUUGUGGGGAUCUAUAAUCUACCUAUACUAAAGAUUGCUGAUUUCGGUUUCGCUCGUUUUCUUCCCAACACAUCCCUUGCAGAAACAUUAUGUGGCUCUCCUCUAUACAUGGCGCCCGAAAUACUAAAUUACCAGAAGUAUAAUGCAAAGGCUGACUUAUGGUCCGUUGGCACGGUGCUAUACGAGAUGUGCUGCGGAAAGCCUCCAUUCAAGGCAUCUAACCACCUAGAGCUAUUUCAAAAGAUUAAGAAAGCUAAUGAUGUUAUACAGUUUCCUAAACACGCUGCAUUGGAGUCAGCCAUGGUUGAUUUGAUUUGUGGUUUGCUGACGUUUGAACCCGCUAAACGCAUGGGAUUUACGGAGUUUUUUUCAAAUGGACUAGUCAAUGAAGAUCUCUCCCCGUAUGAGGUAGAGUCCGAGCCUGACUUAGAAACCAAAUCUAAGAACGUGGCCGAGAGUAACAUGUUUAUUUCGGAAUACCUACCUACUGCAGAACGAAAUAAGCGGGCAUCUCCUAUCCGCUUAGGUGAUUCCUGUACUUUGCGGGGUCCCUGUGAAUCACCACAAGGGGCCGAUCCUUACCCCCAGGAUAACACGCAGUCUGAUCAGCACGAGCAUUUACACGCAGACUAUUCUUUCCAGGUAGAAAUGGGCCAAGAUGGACAGCAAGCGGAUGGAGAAGAGAAAAGAAAACUUUAUAAUAACCAGGAAGAGAGAAGCAAUGAAGAACGACAGUUUGGUCAGGUAUCUAACGGCCGGAACCAGGAAGACCAGUUACUUCUACAUCAAGGACGGGGACAGAUACCGUGCGAGCAGAAUAGACAAGCCUUACAGUCGCACUCCCACGUCGCAGCUAAGCAAAUACCCGAUAAAGACUCGAAAUCCUCAGUAUCAUGUCAGAAGCAUGCAGCCUCGGCACCAACUAAAAACGAUCACCGUACGACAAGGUUAAAAGAGAAGACAAAAUGUUCUUAUUCCGACUUAUUACUGGAGAAAGAAUACGUUGUCGUAGAGAAAAAAAGUGUCGAGGUAAACGCCCUAGCAGACGAAUUUGCCCAAGCGGGCUCGGGCGCUCCAGCAAUUAGGCUGCCCGAUCAGCAUCACAAUGACGCCUCUCAAGCCCUGCAAAUGGCUCGGCAUUCUUCAACUUCAGUUUCUGCCGCAAAUACCGCUAAACAGACGUUAUUGCGCCGUAAUUCGAGGACUUUAUCGUCAAGUGGUGCUUCUACAUCACGGCGCCCGUCAUUAGUUGAUCGUAGAUUAUCAAUAACAUCAUUAGGUGCUACAAAUGCAUUAUCCAAGGCCUUGGGUAUGGCCUCUUUAAGACUUUUCGGAAACAGUCAUCAACAGUCCAGUAAUGGCUCGUCAACGUUCAAACAGAAUCCCAAUGUUACCUCUUUACUGAGUCCGCAAACAUUCCAGGAUAUGACGGAAAACGCCGUUCUUAGCGCUGAUCACCAGUGGGAUAAUUCUAGGCAGGCAGAUGUUCUCCAUGAUGAUUCAAUAAUGAAGGCGCUGGAGAACUUAACCGCUAAAGUUUAUGCCAUUUAUUCUUUUGCUGAGGUUAAAUUUUCCCAGAUUAUUCCGCUUCCCCCAAGUUCCACUCAAGACCCCUACACUCACAAACGGAUGAGCAAUGGGAGCUGUGCCAUCGAUGAUGAGGAAGAUGAUAUUGAACACAGCCCAGGAGCUGAAACUUAUCGAAAGAAUUCCUCUGGAGCUAAUGCCAAUACUGGAAAUUACAAUUUCUCCUUAGAUACUAUACAUGAAAUGAACCUGAAUGACCUACCACCAAACGAUCUAUACAUUUUGUGCACCGAAGCAAUUGUACUCUAUAUGAAGAGUCUCUCUCUAUUGGCCUACGCUAUGCAUUUAACUUCGAAAUGGUGGCAUGAAUCAGCCGAUAAGAUCUGUCCUCUCAAGUUAAAUCUUUUAGUGCAAUGGAUUAGGGAGAGAUUUAAUGAGUGCUUGGAGAAAGCUGAAUUUUUGCGUAUGAAGACCCAAUCGAUUCAGUUACACAAUGGUAAUCAGCUUUCAGCUAGUACCAUGGUUUCAGAGCCAGUAUUUGUGGAAAAGUUGAUCUAUGAUCGGGCUUUAGACAUAUCUAAGACGGCUGCAAAGAUGGAAAUGCAGGGUGAGUAUUUAGAAGGAUGCGAAGUUGCAUAUUCUACAUCCCUGUGGAUGCUUGAAGCAUUACUCGACGAUGUUAGUGAUGAAGAUAACUACAAUGAUGAUAAUUUAGGUCACACUGGCGUUUUGGACAAGUCGGAUAAAGAAGUGAUUAAGAGAUACAUUGACAGCAUAGCUAACCGGUUAAAAGCGUUAAGGCGAAAACUUAGUCGCUAG